Pelobates cultripes (western spadefoot toad) is the source of this 7274-nucleotide messenger RNA. The record is from the annotation of a GenBank genome assembly. Lineage: Eukaryota; Metazoa; Chordata; Amphibia; Anura; Pelobatidae.
GUCAUUGCAAAUUGUUGCCUACACUACGAACAUACUAUUUACAGACACUUCACACAACUACAGCAGGAACUACUUACAGACUUAUCCAAGGUAAGUUCAAUAAAGCAUAAAAAAAAAACUUGUACGCUAGUCAAAACUAAAGUGUGAAUUUUUGAGAAGUCAAAGUUAAUUACAAAUUUUAUGCCAAAAUUUCUGCUAUGUUGGCAUAAUUUUUAACUUCACUUUGAAUUCCUGACAGCUCACACUGUAGUGAUUAGCCCGUAUCGUACUCAGCGUACUUAUCAGAACAACCACGUGUAUUGUAUUCUAUGGAGUGAUAACUGUAUUGUAUAGAUUUACAUUGAUUACAAGUUAAUACAAUGUACCGAUAAUAAGACUGUUAGCGACGUGCAAUAUAGCUAAAAUUCCUGUAUAUAUGUCUACCUUAGCCCAUAGCCCCAUCUUAUUGUUUCUGUAAUGACAGGUGUUACAGUCUCUAGAAUAAUAUUAUUCACUAAUUCAAAUGUCAAUAUCACAUGUGCUCUCACAAAAAAAAAAUCUAAAUUCUUCAAAAACUAACAGUGGUGCUAUAGGAAACAUAUAUAUCUGAAUAUAUUGGUGUGGUUUAUUUGUGAACAUGCAGGUUAGUGUUAAACACACACACGCUAUAAGGGUGCUGCUGGGACCAAUAUACAAUCCAGCGCACUCACAAUGCCAGCUUCAAAGCCCAUAGAAUGCCACACCUCAUAAUCUUCUAAUGUUUGCAUGUUCAGGUGAGUGCACCCAUCUUGGAUUUAUAUUUGGGAGUCCAGGCCAACUCCCCGGGUUUGCACCCCUCCCUGUCACAGGUACUUCAUUCAGGGCCUUAUUUAACCUGCCACCUCAACCUUCAAUCUCAUAAGAACAGGUUUAGGUUGUUAGGAUAGGACCUGCCAAGAAUGAGGUACCUUGGCGUUGUGGCAGGCUUAUGCAAAGUAUGAUCUUACACUGUAACUAUUUUUCUUUUGUCAGAUGUUUUUUAAAAACUAUGAAAGUGUUUGAGCGUCUUUGAAGCUGGUGUCUGAGUGAAUUGAUUCUGGAGGUUUACAUAUACAUAUUAUAAUUUUUAUUCUGUAAGUUUUCAUCACCAGGGUUCUUCUCAAAUCUUAUCUGUCCAAGUAAAUUACGCGCUGUUACAAUUCACAAGCAGACUUUUUUUUAAAAACCCAUGUAUCUAAUUAUAUUUUCAAUCCUCCUUAUAUAUAUCCGACACACAGGAUAUGGGUCAGGGGCACGCCAACUCCAAACCUGAAGAGGUGGAUGAGUCCAUGGUGUUAGUUGGAAGUGAGGAAGAUUUCAAAAAAUCAAAGAGAAUCAAAGCUACAGUAAAUGAUAGAGAGGUUGUGAUAUUUUAUCACGAAGGGAAAUACCACGCAUUGGACUUGCGCUGUUACCGUAAGCACACUAAUCAAAUAUCCAUAUGACAUGUGCACAACAUAAAAUUGUAAUUUUUAAAUGUGUUAUUUUUUUUUUUAUAUAUAUAGAUUCGGGGGGACCCUUACAUCUUGGAGAAAUUGAGGUUGGUGAUUUAAUUAUUACGAUACUCGUGUCUAUUUAUCCUGCUCUGUGAUUAUGAGCCCCAUUCUAAAAGGCUCUGUAACGGCGACCAACAUUUUUAUGUCCAUAUUUCAAAGUAAACCUAUUUAAAUUGAAUUCAUAUUAAUGCGCUUUGACCAUUAGUGGACCAAAUAAAUGAAUAACCUAUUGCACAACAUUUGCUAAUCAAAACGUCAAUAAUUACAGAUUUUGGUUAAAAGGGAAAUAAUUCUCUGUGAUGUCCAUAGGUUUUAGCAUCAGUUAACAAUAUGUUUGUAAGUGGCAGUGAGAGAAGACGGCAUGAUUUGUCGAGAAGGAAAAGCUACAAAUUGUUAUCUCCCCACACAGUCUGAGCACAGGACGUGUUUUUAUGUUAUCUAAAGUGACAAACAACUCAUGGAGGCUAAGAAGUUCUGCCAAUUAAAUGUCCUUACGUAAUGUCACAAUUUGGGCUGACGACAUAAUAUUUUAAAAACCCACGUCAUCGGUUUACCAUUUGAGAGCCAGACAGGGAUAUUUACUUAAAGGUGAAUUGUCAGGAAUUCAUAUUUAAUUGAAAGCGAAUUUCAAAAUUUAGACCAAAACUAUAAACAUAGCCAAAAAUCGUAACUACAAGCACCAUAACUACUACAGAGCACUAACGCCUACCAACAACAAUGGCCAGGUACUUUUGUGUAUAAGUUACAUAUUGAAUCUAGAGCAAACCCUACACGAUAUUCAAAACUACUUGCAAAUUGUGCUCAAAAGGUAUCUGAGCCCCUAUCAUCCCCCCCACCCCAAAAUAAUAAAAUUGAAUAAAUUAGAAUAUUUAUACAUACAUAUUCUUAAUUACGUUUGUCUGAACAGCAAUCUAUACCCCAAAUUGCUGCUUUUAUCAUACGUGUAUGUUUGAGUAUAGCAUGUUUCAAAUAAAUCCUAACAGUUUUUCAAGCAGGGAUUUGUAGUUAAGCGAUUACAAGACAAAGGGAGGUGAAUGUUUGCAGGAUAUUUGAGCAAAAAAAACACUGUCAGGAUUAUUAAUAAAAGUGAAAGUUUUAAAGUUAAUUUCAAAUUUAAGGCCAAAAUAGUCAAACUGGAAUAUUUUUCUAAGUCAGCUAUGCUUUACUUUUGGCUGUUCUGAGAGAGUAGUGGAUGCAUGGAAUAGUCUCCCAGUUGAAGUGGUAAAGGUUAACACAGUGAAGGAGUUUAAGCAUGCAGGGAUAGGCAUAAGGCUAACCUAACUAUAAGAUAAGGCCAGGGACUAAUGAAAGUAUUUAGAAAAUUGGGCAAACUAGAUGGGCCGAAUGGUUCUUAUCUGCCGUCACAUUCUAUGUUUCUGGCCUUGUAAUGUUAAUUAUGUUGAUCUAAUUUACUUCUAUUAAUUAGACCCAGAUGUUCUCAGAUAUUGACCAUCUCAUUAGCUAUUCAAUCUGCUCACAGGGUUUUUUUUUUUGUUUGUUUCAAAAGCCCACUUGACUUUCAAGGGAGGUUAUGGUUGUCUGAUGGAAGGUAUAAUAAAAAGCAUUUGAAGUGUAUUUAUUUAUAUAUAUUUUUCUCUAAAUGUGAAGUGUAUUUAAAAAAAAAAACUACCCUUUUGUAAGUUAUUUUAUACUCUAGUGGUAUAUAAUAAUAGUUCAAUAUCACAUUCCCAUAGUCUCCCAGUGUCCCCAUGUCUCAGUGUGUCUUCUAGGGACACUGAGAGACAUGGGGACACAGACACUGGGAGACUAGGGGAAACUGGGAGCCAUGUGGACACUGAGCCACUAGGGACACUGGCUGGGGGACAUGGGGAGGCAUGGGGACACUGUGUCCCAAGUGUCUCCAUGUCCCAUUGUCUGUGGCUCCCAAUGUCCCUAUUUCUCACAGCGUCCCCAUGUCUCACAGCGUCCCUUAGUGUCUCAGUGUCCCCAUGUUUUUCAGUGUCCACAAGUAUGUGUCCCCAGGUGUCCCCUAGUGUCUGUGUCCCCAUGUGUCCCCUAGUGUCUGUGUCCCCAUGUGUCUCAGUGUCCCCUAGUGUUUCAGUGUCCCCAGGUCUCCCUGCUGCCUUUCACCCCCAUCCCUCAUUUACCUGAGCUGUAGAGCUGCUGUCUGGACUCUCUGUGCUGUGUAGCUGCUCCCCCACGGAUCAGUGAGUAGUAGAGAGAGGCAGAGAGGGAUAUGCUGUAACUUCCUAUCCCUGCCUCUCUCACACACAGUGACCCCUACUGGCCGGUGCUGGUAUUGCAUCAAAUACCGGCUGUGCCAGUAAAAUACUAGUCAGGUGGCAAACCUAAGAGAACCUAAGAGAAGAGAAAAAAAAAAUGUUUAAAUGGGCCUAGGCCUGGAGCUGCAGCUCCAUCAGCCCCUAUGUGAAUCCGGCCCUGAUCCUUGUGACAAGCAUGCGCUCUACCACUGAGCUACACCCCCUACACAGCACGCAAAACCAGGAUUCUUAAAAAAAAAAGACCAGAGCGAAUUACUUGUUCAUGGAGGUGGUCAGGUUUAACGCAGAUUCCCAAGAAUAACCAAAACACACUUGAUAGCAGGUUGAACAAAGUCAGGACAAGCCAAUACCAUAGGAGCAACAAUAUAGGCAAGAAAGCAAAGUUAUGUAAUAUGGAUUGUGGGGUAUUUCGAACCAUGCCAUAGGUUAAAAUCCAGAAAACCAGUAAAAGACCCCAUGACAGGAAUUUGAAGGAUGUUUAUAUAGUGUGAGCAAAAAUAGGCCAGCAUCAUUCUGGUGUCAUCAGAACAUGCGUGCAGAGUGACGCCAAGAUAACUCCAUGGAGAUAGUCUCCUUAGGAUGUCAAAUGAUUCCAGAAUCAUAAGAGGAUAUAACAUGGUAGUGUCUGCCAACAUAAAUAAAGAGGGGCCAGGCAACACGAGAGUCGGGAAUGUGCAAUGUGUGCAGGUACCAUGACAAAUAUGAAAUAAAUGAAUAGGUAAAACCAUAUUAGUCUAUUAAGGUUGGACGUUAAAGGUAAUAUUGCAAAAACCAAACCAGGAACUGCACUCUUCCAAAUCUAUAGACUUAGAUGCAACUAAACCAGAGGCCAGCACCAAACCUCUAAUUGUAUUUAGUAGUCAAAAAAGAAGGGUCCAGGCACUCUAAGGUGUAAAUAGGCAAAUUUAUUGGACUCAAGUGUCCAGCAACAUUUCAAACAGAAGAGGUCUUUAAGAUGAUAUCGCUAAGACCUCUUCUGGUCGAAACGUUGCUGGACACUUGAGUUCAAUAAAUUUGCCUAUGUAUACCUUGGAGUGCCUGGACCUUUUUUAUUUAUUUUUUUAUUUUUUUUUUAAAUGUUUACACUACUAUUUAAAGUUAACUCUGUCUUAUAUUCCUUAUAUAAGUUACCAUUUUUGUCAUGUUUGCAUUCGUAGUGUCAUCCUUAUGGUGACAAGUCCAACAAAAAAAUAAAAAAAUUGGGGAGAAAUUUAAUUGGUAUGUUUAAAAUGCUCUCUACAAUUGCUUUUGAGUCUCAAAUUUCUUAAAGUGAGUAAAUGUGUGUUUUUUUGUUUUUUUUGUUUUUUUUUAGCAUGCAUCAUGUAAACUAUCUUUGUUCUCCUAAUAUUGCUUAAAAUAUGUUUCCUAUUUGAGAUAGUGUCGGAACGGCACCAACCCUAUGUAACAGCCCUCCUCAUCCUAUUGACAUGUCCUUUAAGAAGUCCCUUGAAAACCUAAAAAAACCUCAGACAAUCCUUUCAUCUUUGAGUAAUUCCUUAAACUGGUCUGCCCAGUGUCUCCUUACAUCUCUACCCUUUUCACUCUACAGUCUUCCUACAUACGGCUGCUUUAAUUCAUUCAACUAGAUACAGGUUUCACAACUAAUGAUCUCAUUCCCCCUUUUUUAAAGAUUGCUCUACCUCGUGUUCCUAAAACAUACCUCCCACAGAUUGUAAGCUCAGUUGGAAAGGACCCUCAUUUGUCUCUUCAUGUUAACAUUUUUAUUUCUUAUAUAUGAAGCUUGUACUUUACGAUGAUUUUUUUAGAAUUAAUAACAGAAAAAAAUUAGGAAAAAUAUAAAAGACCAAUAUAAUGUAAAAUGUUUACCUUUUUUCUUCCAAAUUUCACAUAUAUUGAAGAAAAAUUUUAAAAAAUUUGGCAAAACGAGUCACCCAGUUUAUAUUCAUUAUAAUAAUUAUUUCUCAUUUUAUCGUGCUUCUGAUGACAACAGAUGAACUCAAUCGAGAGUUUCAGUUACGGGAACAAUUUGAUAUCAAUUUUUGUUAAUGUAGGGCAAUGUUCUUGAACAUUAUGAUCCACAUUUUUCUUUUUACUCACUAAUUCAAAACUUUCUGAACAUUUUAUCUCUACUUUCUGAGUGGUAAAGCACUUGAAAACUGAGCAAAAAAGUUCAGAUAAAAAGUAGGUAAUUUUAGGUAGUGAAGAAAGGCAUAUAAUAAGACCAAUUUCAGUGCUUAAAUGGAUUUGAGGCCAUAUAAUGUGAUAUCUCAUAAUUUCAUCUGCGCUUAAAAUACUAAAUCGGCUUAUUUAAUCUUAUGAACACCAAUUUUUCCCAUUAUAUCCAAUGCAGUUUACUUUAUUUAAUUGCCAGUAAUUAUAUAAGAGUGAUCACAAAAUCCCAGGCCACAUUGGUAUUUGUGCUUCUCUUAUGUGCAUGUCAGAUAAGGGAACCAGAAUUUGUACUGAACCAUUAUAGAGUGUAAGUAACAGUUGAAACAUUUUACUGCUGCUUUUUAAAAGCCUCCUUUGAUUAAUUUUAUUUUUUUCGCAGGACUGCAACGGACAGACUUGCAUCAUCUGCCCAUGGCACAAGUAUACAAUUGCCUUAGGCACUGGAGAGGGACUGUAUCAAGGGAAAGAUCCUGAGAAUCCUACAGCCAAAAAGUGGUACUCCAAGGGAGUGAAGCAAAGAGUUCAUAAAGUCACCAUCAGGAAUGGUGGAGUUUACGUAACGCUAUCAGAUACAAGUAUCAGAUAUGAUUCUGAUUAUUACGCAUCUGAGAAAUUUGAUGAAAAAACGUGCGUGAAAAAAUAGGAUGGUGUGAUCUUAACAAUGGUCUGUAUAAGGAGCUCCUUUGUUCUGCUUGGAUUUUGCGGGUAUAUUUAAAAAAAAUCGGGAUUUUAUUUAAUUGCAUUACAGAAAAACUGCUAUCUAAAGGUUAGGUGUAAUUAUAUAAUACACAGGAAAUUGUGGCAUAUGGAUCACAGGUCAAAUGAUAGGUAUGUUAAACCACCUGCAUCCGCUGUAUCAAGACUACAAGUAAAAAUAUUUAUCAAAUAAUCGAGUAUUCUUUUAAACUUGAGAUUUGUAUCUAUCAUAUUUACUACUAUGUUAUUUUAAACACUGUCAUCUGGCUGAUACUCGGAUUCAAACGUUUCUUCAUGUUUUUUUGCUGGUUCAAAAGCACUUUCCUGGAAAAAUCCUAAAUAAUUUCAGUAGUACCUUUACUCCAGCUCUAUAGCUUUGUACACUCCGGUUCACUUCCAGCACUUUACUAAUGCUUUUUUUUUUACCAAAAAGGGGAUUCCAGUAUAAAUGCAACAUGAUAUUCCACAAUAUUGUCCACCAGCUGUUAAUCCCAGGAAAGGUCUGUUUUAAACCUUUGAUCUCAAAUCAAACCAAACAUGUAAUAACUGCUAAUAUUUCACUAUCUGUGGGGUUUUUUCCCUCUUAAAUAUGCACCGCUGAGACUAUACUGUUUUCUAAAUCACAGAAUAUACUUGAAUAUGAGAAGUCUUGAUGUAUUUCUCUUGAUACAUUUCCUAAUAAUAAAUAAAUAUACAUACCUGCAUCUAA